Molecule: messenger RNA, 386 nt
Organism: Pelobates cultripes (western spadefoot toad)
Lineage: Eukaryota; Metazoa; Chordata; Amphibia; Anura; Pelobatidae
Source: the annotation of a GenBank genome assembly
GAAUAGAAGCCUUUUGGCUUAACAUAGACCACAUCCGCCCUAUCUUCUGGACGGACAGUACUCGGAGACCAAAACCAUUCCAAGGCCUCCCCACUACUCGGUUGCUGAUAGACACAUGGGACGGGGUGAGGAAAACUUUAGUUACCCACCCAAAGAUACCGAUGGCAGCACCACUGCAAUCCAUAAGCCUGACGAUUCCCACCUUUAACCAUAAGCCGUGGACGGACAAAGGCGUCACCCACGUACUCCACCUACACAAAGGGGAACACCUCAAAUCCUUUACAAGUCUACAGGAACAAUUUGACCUACCCACAAAAUUACUAUUCCCCUACCUCCAAGUCAAAUCCCUACUAACAAACAACCCAACCACAAACACCAACAUCUAA